Amoebophrya sp. A120 is the source of this 6533-nucleotide messenger RNA. The record is from the annotation of a GenBank genome assembly. NCBI's taxonomy places the organism in Eukaryota, Dinophyceae, Syndiniales, Amoebophryaceae.
GGACAACUAGAAAGUCGUGCUAGACUAAGUUCGUCAUGAUCAUUUUUGCUAAAGUGCACAUGGAUAUGGGAAAUUGUAUUAAUGGGUCGUCCUCACAUCACAGCAUCGCGGGCGGUGAUUGUUCACAAUGACGAUGACAUUCGGACAUCACACGCCUGAUGCCGAAUUGCUAAAGAAUGACCCCGACCGUAUUGCGGCGAGCGAGAGUUCCUGCGACGAGCCUUCAUACCUUCUAUCCACGAUGUUCCUCGAUACCGUGGUAGCGUUUGCGCUGUUUCUCAUUUUCCAGGCCCACCAACAGGGAACGGCAACUCUCACUUUUGCGUUCCUUUUCGGUAGCUUGGUGCUCUCGAGAGUCAUUCGCCCAAAACGGCGGGGAAAGGUACUACCUAAGCGUGGUUCUGACUGAUCUUAUUUCCUUUUUUUGAUUAUGAAUGUAAAAAAUGUUGAGAAAUGUGCGCAGUCUUACACUUCGCCGCAGGAAUGUUGCGCCAUGUGUUUUCUCCCUAUAAUUGUGUCUGUGGGCAACUUGAGUAACAUUAUCCUACUUCUUAAGUAACAUUAUCCUGUCUGCGAGGUAACGUCAUCAAGCGCUUUCCUUCAAGACGACGAAAACAACAAUGCGAACUUGGGAAAAGAAACGAUCAAGCACGGUCGCGAGAAUCAUUUUUCCAGAGCUAGAGGUCAGCAGCAGGACAUCACAUCUUCAGGGAGGAAGAGCGAUGACACCAACCCGCGUGUGUCUUGUGCUUCCCGGAUAACGAUUGCGCUCAUCUUGUUUGCGAUUUGUAUCGCGCUUGCGAUACCUCCGGAAGGACAUACUACGAGUCUUUGGGCAACACUUUUCGAAGAUCCUAAGCAGCUGCAGGAUAGAACGACAUGGUCGUCGUUCGUAACAAAAGAAGCAGAACGAGACGCUGGCUCGGAAGUAGUCGAUAGCAUAAUACCGCGCGUGAUUCGCAAACUGGGUUCCGAAAGGGAAGAAAAGAGAAGAUCACUUUCGGUAGGCGAUGAGGAGAACAACGCUGAAAAACUACCCGAUGGGAACAACUUCGAAGACGGCCGCAGUUUUUACGCCCGCAUGAAGCAAACGCUUCUACCUGAUAUUGGUACGUUCGUCGAAGAUGACAAGAAUAGAGCUGCGAAGCCUCCUGAAAUCUCGAACCCGAGCGAAGUGAGGAACGGCGAGUCUGGCGACGCGACGGGGCCAGAGGAUAGCGAUCGAGCUGGUGGGGCAGACACCAAUACGAACAGAACCAAAGAUGACAAUACCAGCUUUCUUGCAUCGACUUCAGUGGAACUGCCAGUGAAGUUACACGCUAAUUACACGUACGUAUCAAAAUGGAAAAUGCCCCGCCCGUAGAAGGAGGUGUAAUUGCUUGUACAUGCAAAGUUUAUUCCAAAGGAGUAGGGAACUAAGUUUUCGGUUCGCAUGGAGGGACUGUGAAUCUGUUUGAUCCAACGCAAAUCUCCAAGGAGAACAAACUAGCCUGCACAUGCAUCCGGCGUCCUCAGCAUGUAGUUGCUGGGCCCUGACCCAUGCAUGGCCCGACCGUGGUCUAUCCUCACAUACAAGGCGGCGCUGUGCUUGUUGGGGCGUCGUCUGACUUUUGCAUUCUGCAAGCAUAUAUUUCAAACUUAGGGGUAGGGGCACCUGUUUUCAUUUUGAUACUACGAGGAGUUUCGCAAUAAAACUGUGUCGAUCGUAAUUCCGACCAAGUUCGAGGAGGCGUACAUCGUGAAAACUAUCAAGUACAUCUACGAAACGACACCAAUAGAGCUGCUGGAGGAGGUUAUUAUUGUGGACGACCUCUCCCCCCAACCAGUUUUGCCGCUCUUUGAGGACGCCUUUCGCGACAAAGACUACUGGAUACUACACCCGGAUGGACACGAAGUCGGCGGCGUGAACACAGGAGAUGAAGGACAUCAAGUCGUUGCCCGCCCUGAAGUAGAAGGAGAACACCAGAUCCAGAGCUCGUCCAGCAGUGCUAGCGGCGCUGCAGCAACAUUCAGCAGCUCGUCCUCCGUGACCGACGUGAUUAAUUCCGCGAGUUUCACGGGCCAUGUGCACGGCGACCCUAACUCCACUUCGAGCAGAACCACAACGCUGGCAACCAGCAUGGAAGCGCUACUGGUGAAUGCAACGUGGGGACCUGUGACGGCGUCGACUACAACUAGCUUGUCGCGCGUCAAAACGAACUACACCGGUUUUUUGUCGUUUCUCACCUCGGAACAGCGGAGCACGUUGAAGAUCCUGCGCAACGAGUAUGAAGGCCUCAGAAUGGAAAUCCUCAAAGUGGAAAUAAUUUCUGACGCAUGGAAUGCGACGGAAAAAAGACUGUAUUGCAGAAAACCCAAUGGAGGCCGACUAUUGUCCUGCUAGGGGUGAAGAAUUGGAGUGCAGCUUAGCAUGAGAGAAGGGCACCCCUUUGCCUUAACCUGCAUGACAGACAUGCUUUAAGUGCCCGGGAAAUUUGUCACGCGCCGACUACAAAUGGCGCUUCAACUGGAGUUGUUUUUUUGCAUUACAAAUUAUUUCCACUUUGAGGAUUUCCAAUCUGAGGCUUUCAUAACGAGGUGCACCAGGGUUUGAUCCGCUCGAAGAUCCAGGGGGGACACAUUAGCUAUCAACUGUAGAAAUGUCUGGGUCUGGGAGAAUCCAACUUGUCAUGCUGAUUUUCGAUUCUAAAAAAAUCUGUAUUGCAUGAGGAGCAAAGAGAUUCCAAGUUUUGCUACACGGAAAGAGCAUUUGUCAUGCGGUAUAGGCAUCAGGAAGCCCUCACAAAAUCUGUGAUGCUAGGGCAUGCAUCACCAGACAUCAGGAGCAGUCAUGCAAAAUGUGCAUGACAAACCUGGCAAUCUUCCAGACCCAGACACUUUUACAUUUGAUAUUAGCACGGGCAGCCACAUCUUCUUUCUGGACGGCCACUGUCAACCCUACAAGUUCUGGCUGGAGCCGCUGCUGCGCCGCGCGUUGGAAAACGACCAACGCAUCGUCCUGCCACUGGUCGGAGACAUCAACGCCACGAAUCUUGACAAGUGGGCCCCGAUCGGAACCAGCGGCGGCGCGAAAAUGAUGUUCGAAUGGAAUUUCGAAUUCGACUGGUUUGACGACGGCGGUGACGACGUGCCCAUCAUGAGCGGCGGGCUCCUGCUCAUGAGCCGCAAGUGGUGGGACCUAGUUAUGGCGUUCUCAACUGUUACAUUCUAAACUGUUACAUGGAUUUGUCAUGCAAAAACACCAUUAUCAUCCUCACGAUCAAGCUGCUCCGCAUGACAAAUUUGCGGAGGGCUCACUAGCACUAUAAUCCGUCCCAAAUCUGUAAUGCAAAAGGCGCAAUCUUCCUCCUUUCACUUUUGCCCUUCUUGCAUUACAAAUUCGUGUAACAGUUCAGAAUGUAACAUUUGAGAACGCCAUACUAGUGGGAGGCUACGACGACGGCAUGGCGGAUUGGGGCGGGGAAAAUAUCGAACAGAGCAUAUCAAAAUGAAAAAUCCCCCCUCCCCAUAUCAAAAAAGAAAUUUGUGAUGCUGAUUUGUGACCACAAAUCAGCUUUGUAUUGCAGAGAGGCACUGCGGCCAGCUCCCCAGGCUAGGUAGGGGCGUAUGGGUCUAGUAGUUCAGCAUGGCUAACGGCCCUCCUUUAGGCCCAACAGCAUGACAAAUCGCUUCCAUAAUGGGGCGGAAGCUUCUGCCCUUGUCUUCUUGCAAGACAGAUGUGAUUUGUGACCUCAAAUCCGCAACACAAAUUUUUGGAACAUACCAUUUCAAUAGGGGGAGGGGGGAUUUUUCCUCUCAAUAAAGCAUGCGCACCUGGAUCUGCGGCGGCGAGGUGGUGGUGGAGCGGAACAGUUUAGUCGGCCACAUUUUCACCCGGUAGUGCACUUUGUUUCUUCUUCAUCAAUGAAAAAUUAUCGAGUUGGUUGUACCAUGCGCAAGUGCAGGCUUGGAAAGCAACAUGAGUAUUCUGGGUCUUUUUGUUCAGCUGCACAACUGAAAUACUAAAUGCGUCAGGGAUUGGGAUACAUACUUUACUGUUUUUUUGUUUAAUGCGGAAAAGUACGCGCAGCUCUGAUGUCCUUGGAACUGAAAACAUUACUUCGUUCUUUGCGUCCCAGGCCCGCGAACCCGAAGAAAGUUCGGCCAAAAUCCGUGGAGCGGAACAAAGCGCGGGCUGCGUACGUAUGGCUGGACGAGUCGUACGAGAAGCAUUUUCUGCCGGAGCAGGAUAUCUUGCAGAAAAGUAUACCCAUACGAGUGUCAUAGCGAAUUUGUGUUUCUGUUUUCCUUUGACAGACCAUAGGAGAGGCCGACGUUUUUUGUGAUGUACAAUACUUACAGUUUGUUCGUAAUGAUAAUGUAUCCUGCAGUUUGGUGAGUUGUAGUAGUAGAGAAAACUUUGUAGUCUGUUGUCAUGCUGCACAGCCAAAAAGAGCCGCAGCACAAAUUUAUUUGUCUUCUGGUAUGCAGCUUCUAAUACAGGACGAACGAAGCUUGCGCUAAAUUGUUUUCUGGUAUGGGUGUACUUUUCUGUGGAGUACAGGAGCACGCUCGGAAAAUGGACUUGGGGAACUUCUUGCUCACCCGCGUGCUCUUUCGCCACGAGUUCCCGACCUGCAACGAGCGGACCUUCGACUGGUGGUUUUCCGAGAAGUUCUACCACGUCUUCGAGACCCGCGGCCUGGUCCUGUCGGAAGCCCACCACAUUCGCCACACGGUCUCCGCGCUCUGCCUGACCGGAAAAGACAACGGCAAGGAGGAGCUUGCCACCGUGCACCUGCAGCCGUGCGACGCCUAUAACCAACACCAAAAGUGGUCGCUGAUCACCAACGCCACACGGCUCGUGAACCACAAGCUGAAAAAGUGCCUGGACCGGGGGAACGACGAGAAGCGCAAGACUCCAAUCCUGUACCAGUGUGACCACACCAACGCCAACGCGAACCAGAUGUGGACCUUCGGGAAGCAAAAGUGGGCGCCGAAGCAGGGUGUCCGCUUCAACAACCACGUCGAUAACGAGCACGCGUUUGUGCACGAAAACAAGGUGCUCUACACCGGUGCCAUCGUCUCGGAUUUGAAUAGCAAAGCCUUGGCUGUGUCGGUGUCCUCGUUUCGGCCGCUGAAAUGCCUUACGUGGAGCGACUCGGCAGAUAAGCAGGACUACGAUCUGGAGGAGCACACCAUCGACGACGUCUUCAAUGUGAACACGGACACGCUCGAUUACUACGAUAAGCUGGCGGCGAAAGUCAUGCGGCGCCGCACCGCGAGAAUCGUGGCGUCGCAAAAUAACAGGAGCCAUCCCUUGAGUAAAGGGGACGGCGUUCUUGACAGUCCUGCAGACCAUCUUCGUCAAGAUGCAGCGAACAGCGGGGCUUCAGCUGCUGGUGGACAACUAGUGCAGCCGGAUGGUCGUGGUGGUACAGCGGAGGAUGGACUGAUAGGAACGGCAGACGAGGAACCAGGACCUCUCGGAGAGCACGAAGAAGAUGAGCAGAUGAGUGAAAGUGACAGAGAAUACCGUAAACAGAACAAGAACUACGACGCAGUACUUCGGCGGAGCGAUAGCGAGGAGGAGACAACGGAGCCACCACCCACUGACGAACCUGGAAUGGUGGAGUGUGCCGGAGUAGGCAUUGCAGACGUGUCUUGGUCUGGAACGUGUGGUGCGCGAAAUUUGCAUUGCUGAACGAGCGUGGUGCUAGAAAUAUGCAUGAAAUUGGUAUGACUAUGAUUCUUCUUGCUUCUUAAUGCAUUAUGGUGCUUCACGCAGCUACGGUAUAUACAAGUUCAACUUCUUAUUUCUAAAGCAAAUUCACCUUUAUAUAUAUUGAUAUUCAUAUUCUCAUCCGUGGCCGUGCCACACGCGAAGUAAAAACCGCUUAGAAAUAAGGUCCACCAGGGCUGGCUGCCCACGGCAGUCAGUUUCUCAUCGAUGAUGAAUUUGCAGUACUUAUGACCACGAGAACUUUCCACCCCCAGGCAGGUUUGCAAUGCAUACGGAGAGAGCGAUGCACAGUUUGCCGAAUAUUUGUUCGAUAUUAUUUGGUAAAUGCCACUGCCAGCAUGCCCAUACCAUUGCUGCGGAGGGCAGGGCUGCUGAAUUUCCGGCUGAAGCAUACGACUUUACCGAGUUUUUGUAUGAUGAGGAACAAAGAUGACGUCUGCGGAUGCGGAUCUCGUAGAGUUCAGACUCACUCGUAAUGUACUUGCGCAGUAACUAAUGUAUGACAUGCCGUGAAGACCGACGAAAGUGAGCCGUCUUACAUUUACCCUCGUAUCUGCUCGGAUUCGGAUGCCGCUAUCUGUAACACUGUGCAAGGUUAUCGUGUACCCUCAACCUGUAUCUAUCAACGUAGAAUGAACAUCAAAAUGUACUAAGUGUUAUUCACGAAAACAGAUUGCUUUGACCCUGAGUGAGGGUCUCUACCCUUGAAAUGUUUCCUAACCAUGUAUGAUUCUUUACUUACUGGAAUUCGAGCCUGACUCUGCUGCGUUGCAGCUGUAUGUUAGGCGUUUCACCACGCGAGUGAAGAAAU